GAAGAAAAUAAAUCAAAAGAAUGUUCGUAUUUAUGUAAAUAUUUUUAUUGCAUAGUUGGAAACACUGAGCUAUGAAUUUGAGAUGAAAAAAAAGUUAUUUCCCAGUACUAAUUUUCAUAUACAUGUAUCAGUGGAUUAUCUUCUUCUUUGCAUAGGUAAAUUAAUAUACAGAUUUUAUGAUUCGUUCGAAAUAUGUAUUUGAUUGACUUUGUUAGUUAUCGUAUUAAUUUCUGUUCGCACUAAAAAAACAUUGAAAUAUUUUUUCUCUGUACUAUUACAUUUAAUGAACUUAUAGCUUCGAUGAUUUUAUAAUUAUUUAAUCCAUGUACAAUGUAACGUAUAAUAAAGUAAUAUUUAAACAAUAGUUAUUAUAAUUAGAUUAAAAAACACCGUUAAAGAUAAAAUAAUUUUAUUUUAACAUUUCUGUACAAGUAAAUCCGGAGUCGUUGAUUGUUUAAUAUUGAUUAGUAUAGGAUGCGCCUCGUACAAAAUCACCAAAGAUUUGCAGUAAGUCUGUAGAAGUCGUUGAAUGCGCAUACGCCUUAAGCGAUAUUGGUCGAACGGACCUUAGUUUGUUUUGUUACGCUUUCAUUAUCCUCUCAAAUAUAUUUUUGAAUAUUAAUAAUUUAUAAAUAGAGAUAAUGUUUUCGCGUGCAAUAAACAAGAUAUUUAAGAGAUCAUAUUGUGAAAGAAUUUUAAAGUGUCGUGUUUAUUCAUCAAAUACGCCACAAUUAAAUAAGGGCGAGGAACCUGAUCCGGCACCAAUAUUUUUUAAUCGAGAGGUACAGGAGACAUUGCAGUUAUUAACACGAAUCGAUUAUAAGAAGGUUGUUAGAAAACGUUUGACCGGUGAAAAGUUAAAAUGUCCUGAAUAUAAAUUUCUGACCGAUAAAGAAUUACAAGAAGCUUUGGAUCUCGGAAAAAAGAGAGCCCAUAAGCGUUUGCAAAUGCCUCCUGUAUUAAAGGCGAGAAAAGAAAUAGAUGUGAUAUUAAGUAAAGAUGAAGCGUUAGAAGGAUUCGAUACAAGUAAAUACGUUUUUACGGAUAUAAGUUUUGGUAUAAGAGAUAGGGAUAAAUUCGUAGUAAUUAGGGAAUUGGAUGGCACACUUAGACAGGCGAAAUGGGAAGAACGAGAUAGACUAAUUCAAGUCUAUCAUCCUAUAGAAGGAAAAGAAAUAAUACCUCCAAAAUUAUUUCAAGGAGAAUAUUUUGAGGAUUUAUUGAAACGAGAAGUCUAUGAACAUAUAUUAGAUCGUGCUUGCCUUCAAUACGAUCCUGAUGAUCCAGAAUAUAAAAGGGUUACAGAGGCAGUUUACGAAGACAUAAAUAAAAAGAAGAAAUUCGAAUAUUUAAGAUCCACACGACAUUUUGGUCCUUUAGCCUUUUAUCUUGUUUGGAGUAAAAAUAUUGAUAAAUUGCUUUGCGAAAUAAUUGAAUCAAGAAAAAUUGAGGAAGCUGUGGCAUUGAUACGUCUUUAUCAAAAGAUACACCCUCAAGCAAAUUCGGCUACAACAAAGUGUGAAAGUGAAGAUCCUAUAGAAUUAAUAUUGCAUUAUGCCUCGUUAGAUUCACCUGUAGAUACUUUAAUUAAGAAAACUGUAGCAGUAUAUCAAGAAUUAGAAAGAGAAAGGCAGAAAGUCGUUGAAGGUAUUAAGAAAGCUCAUGGUAUUGAUCCAGAUAAGUCAUAAUUUCUAAAUGGAUAAAUAAAUAAUGAACUGAUAUUAAAUAUAAUACGGAUCGCGUUUUUUUUUCCUUACGAUCAUCGUCACCAUUAUCAUCAUCAUUAUAAUCAUUAUAAUCGUUAUGGAACCUAUAGGAAUAAUGAAAGGAAUUAGACAUAUUAACGUACUUCAAUAAUGAAUUUAAGAUCCUUUUAUAUGGUAUGUUAUGGUUAGCUUUAUUCAUUGUACGUACGGUGAAAUAAUCGAUGGAUAACAGAUGAGCAUUGCUAGGAUAUAAUUCGAUGAUUAUUACUCGAUUAUUUUAUUACGUAGUAGUUACUUACAAACAUUUACAAAUGUAACAAUUCAAUUCGAUUUAGCUUACAGGAUCGUCAGAAAACAUUGCACCUAACUUGCUAAUAUUAUUAAUACGGAAAAAGUAUAAUUGAUUCAGUGUUUAUCAUCCUUCUACAGAAAAAACGAAGAAUUUUUAUCAUUUUUCUUGGCGUUCGAUAAAUUUACAAUUAUUAAUGUAUUAUAGUAACUUUUAUCGCACUUCAACUUAUCGUCAUAUUAGAAAUAAUAAAUAAUCAAUUAAUGAUUUAUUUCUAUCGUCAUAAAUUAGAAAAGAAAAAAAGAAAGAAGAAACAACAAAAAUAAUAAUUGACACAAGAAAAUAGAUUCAUAAUAAUAAUAAUAAUAAUAAUAAUAAAAUAAUACAAUAAUAAUACAAAUAAAAAAAAAUAAUAAAAAGUAAUUCUUUUUUUCAAAGUAUACAAGAAGUUACAAGGGGAGGAAGAUGAAAUUUGUACGAAAGAGAUAACGUGAAAGAUAAAGAUAAAGAUAAAGAUAGAGAGAGAGAGAGAGAGAAAGAGAGA
This is a messenger RNA of Vespula vulgaris, 2539 nucleotides long. It is a transcript of the gene mRpS22, whose product is annotated as 28S ribosomal protein S22, mitochondrial. Gene Ontology annotation, cellular component: mitochondrial small ribosomal subunit. The record is from RefSeq and is a predicted model, not a curated record. The transcript has 3 exons. Gene Ontology annotation, molecular function: structural constituent of ribosome. Bases 642 to 1688 code for a protein of 348 amino acids. Lineage: Eukaryota; Metazoa; Arthropoda; Insecta; Hymenoptera; Vespidae.